Molecule: messenger RNA, 279 nt
Organism: Clunio marinus
Lineage: Eukaryota; Metazoa; Arthropoda; Insecta; Diptera; Chironomidae
Source: the annotation of a GenBank genome assembly
AUGCAGAUAAUCGAUAUGUUAACAGCUACUAAUGUAAUUAAACUUGAGCAAUCGUUCCGGAUUUUGACACCAACAUUUGUUGCCGUUGCAAGUUUGCUUCUGGACAUUAUAUGGUUGAACCGUAGCAUCGGAAGGAAAUGGAAGUGUUGCUGUUGUUACAUGGACGUGAAAAAUUUUAAAUUUUCAUCUAUAAUUAAUAAAGAGAUUUAUUCACAUGUUGUGAUUGAUAGAAGUCAAACACUUCAGGUCAUGACCCAACAGUCUGCUAUUAUAUCUUAG